UUUUGCAGGUACUUGCUGAUGGAACUAUUUGGCUUGAAAGCAUGACAGUGGAAGACCCAAAGAUGGUCACCGAGUGAGCAAAGGACUUCCAUCCAUCCAUGGGCUGGGAAGCACCACCUCUCCACAUCCUUCUGUUCCCUCUCAUGUCCCCCGGCCACACACUUCCCAUGGUCGAUUUGGCCAAGCUCCUGGCCGCGCGUGGCGUCAGAACCACCAUACUCACUACCCCAGCCAAUGCGCCGUCCCUGGAAGCUGCCAUCGAACUGGCCCAACGCUCCUACCAAUACCCCAUUGAACUCCAUGUCAUCCCCUUCCCCUCGACCGCCGUCGGCCUACCCGAGGGUUGCGAGAACGCCUCCUCCGUCCCGUAUCACCAACAUCCCACCUUCAUGACCGGCGUCACCAUGCUCCAAGAACCCUUCCGCCGCGUCCUCACGGAACUUCUCCCUGACGCCGCCAUAACCGACUGGUUCCUCCCAUGGACUUUUAACAUCUCUGAGGAGCUCAACAUUCCACGCCUGGUCUUCCAUGGCAUCAGUUUCUUCGCCCUUUGCGCCCACGCAAGCCUACUCUUCGAGCAGCUGCCCACCGACGAAGAUACCAUCACCAUUCCCAACUUUCCUCGCCGUGUCGAGCUGCAACGGUCGCAGAUGCCUGACGAGACACAGAUGCAUCCCGUUUUCACGGAAAUUAUACAUCAGAUUGCAGAGUGGGAGCCGAAGAGCUACGGGGUGGUGGUGAACAGCUUCUACGAGCUGGAGGCGGAGUUUGCGGACCACUUGAGGAACGUGCUGGGGCAGAAGGCAUGGCACGUCGGCCCCGUGUCCCUGUGCAACGCGCGAGCGGAGCAGCAGUCGCGCAGAGGAAACAAACCCGCCAUCGACGGAGAGGAGUGCCUCAAAUGGCUGGGUGAGAAGGAGGCCGGAUCCGUGCUGUACGUAUGUUUCGGGAGCAUGGGCACGUUCACGGAGGCCCAGUUCCGCGAGCUAGCUUUGGGCCUCGAGGCCUCCGGCCGCCCGUUCAUUUGGGCGGUCAAGAAAUGCCGCGACGAAUGGUGGCCGGAGCGGUUCAUGGCGAGGAUGGAGGGAAGGUGCCUGAUCCUGAGAGGCUGGGCGCCGCAGAUCCUAAUACUGAACCACGCGGCCGUAGGCGGCUUCGUGACGCACUGCGGUUGGAACUCGAGCCUGGAGGCCGUCACCGCCGGCGUGCCCAUGGUCACCUGGCCGUUCUUCGCGGAGCAAUUUUUCAACGAGAAAUUGCUCGUUGAGGUGCUCAAGAUCGGGGUGGCCAUCGGAGCGAAGCAGCACACGGUGGUCCCAGAACAGAGACCCUUGAUCACAGCAGCAGAGAUAGAGAGGACGGUAAGGCGUCUGAUGGAUGACGGUGAGGAAGCAAACAUGAUGAGGUCGAGGGCGAGGGAGUUGUCGUUCAUGGCAAAGAGCGCCGUCGACGAGGGUGGCUCGUCUUACAUUGAUACGCAAAACUUGAUCCAAGAAUUAACCAACAGACGGACGAUGCCAAACUCGAAAUCCCAGUAGGAGUCCGCUACGUUAGCUGUUAUUGUGAUUGCUAAUCUUGGUGUUAUUAUAUUAUGCGUGCAUGCAUAUGAUAUCUCUACUGUUACAACUUUCUGUUACAGUCGAGGCCACGUUUGCGAAGGGAUUUAGUCAAAUAAAAAAGACAUGGAUCUCUGUGAUGUGAUCA
Molecule: messenger RNA, 1704 nt
Organism: Musa acuminata AAA Group (dessert banana)
Lineage: Eukaryota; Viridiplantae; Streptophyta; Magnoliopsida; Zingiberales; Musaceae
Product: probable UDP-glucosyl transferase 73B6
Exons: 2
Coding region: 99-1538 (479 amino acids)
Molecular function (GO): UDP-glucosyltransferase activity
Source: RefSeq, a predicted model, not a curated record